Molecule: messenger RNA, 550 nt
Organism: Daphnia magna
Lineage: Eukaryota; Metazoa; Arthropoda; Branchiopoda; Diplostraca; Daphniidae
Exons: 2
Coding region: 67-330 (87 amino acids)
Source: RefSeq, a predicted model, not a curated record
UUGAUUUGCAAAUUGCAUUUUUUUUCUCAACUGUUCCAGUCUAAAUAAUUAAUUAUCUACCCAAUAAUGGAGAACGCCAUUGCCGUUUCAUUGUUCAAGGAAGGAAAUUCCCCGUCUCGAAAUGUAGAAUCUCAAGAGACGAAGUGCAUGGCUGCAUUUUUGGCCACAGAAGAAGGUAGUGCGAUUCUUUAUGAAGCUGUCAAGAAAUUCAUGUCGACUUCAGAUGGUAUAAUGAUAGUAGAAAACGCUAUCGUGGCAGCAGUUGGAAGACGUGACUGGAAGAAUAACAAUCGCAGUGUUCUCGAAAGUCGUCGUCGUCGAUCCAAAUGAAGUAACUCAUGCUAAAGUUUGCAAAGCUAUGGGUUCUCUCUAAACCUGACUCCUGAGGAUUCUUAUUGGAGAAAUGAUUUCCUUAAAAAAUAAUUGAUUUUAAUUCUUUUAAUAGUAUUUAUGUCUCUUCAAAAAAAAAAUAUUUUAUAAUGAAUUUUAUACAUGUAUUGACCAAAAUAAAAUUUCGUCAUAAGAAAUAAAAAACGUGAAGUAAACCUAA